AUGAUUCAACUGAAUACUAUUGAUGAAUUUAAACGUAAUUAUCAUCCAGAAAAAGCAAUUUGGUGGUAUACACGUGAGUGCUUCAUUUAUGAAUUGCUCAAUCAAGCACUUCGGACAUUAGAUGCAGAUACAAUAAUCAAUAUGGGAUUUUUUAUUCAUGACCUUCAUCAACAAAUAAAUCAAUUAUAUCAACGGCAACUUUCAAAUUAUUGUGGUAAGCCUUUUACAGUUUAUCGAGGACAAGGUUUGCUAAAAACCAAUUUCGACAAACUCAAAAACUCAAACGGUGGUCUCAUGUCUUUUAACAAUUUUUUAUCCACUAGCAGGAUACCAGGUGUUUCUCUCGUUUUCGCCGAGAGUGCCUCAGUAAAAACAAAUAUGAUCGGAAUACUUUUUAUAAUGACUAUUGAUCCUUGUGUUUCAUCAACACCAUUUGCCUCCAUUCACGAGGUUAGUUGUUUUGAGACAGAAGAAGAAAUUCUCUUCUCCAUGCACACUGUAUUUCGAGUAGGCACAAUUAAACAAAUAGGCAGUAAUGAUCGACUUUAUAAGGUUGAACUUCAACUCACUGCUAAUGAUGACGAACAACUUCGACAACUGACAAAAUGUAUAAGUGGAGAGGCUCAAGGUGACACCGGGUGGGAACGAUUAGGUAGUUUAUUACUCAAAACAGGUCAUUUCAAUAAAGCUGAAGAACUCUAUCAAGUACUUCUUGAACAGAUAUCGAGCGACCGCGACAAAGCACUUUAUUAUAAUCAGCUUGGAUAUAUCCAAGAUCAUCAAUGUGAUUAUGAAAAGGCUAUUGAGUAUUACGAAAAAGCACUUCAAAACCAAGAAACAACUCUUCCUAAAAAUCAUCCUUCGUUCGCUACCUCCUACAACAACAUUGGUACUGUGUAUUAUAACAUGGGACAGUACUCGAAAGCACUUUCGUUUCAGGAAAAAGCACUUGGAACCUGG
Messenger RNA from Adineta steineri, 960 nucleotides. Lineage: Eukaryota; Metazoa; Rotifera; Eurotatoria; Adinetida; Adinetidae. The record is from the annotation of a GenBank genome assembly.